CAAAGGAGAACUAAAGCAAAGGCCCAAGCUUGUCUCUCCCUACACCAACACACAUAAUCUCAUCAAACUCAUCAAAACAUAAACUCUUUCACACUUGCUUUUAAUUUCUUCUUCUGAACUUGAAACCAAGAAAUCAAGAAAUCAAGAAAUCAAGAUGGCCCGUAUUUCUUCGGACCCGCUUAUCGUUGGGAGAGUGAUCGGAGACGUUGUAGAUAAUUGUUUGCAGGCGGUGAAAAUGACAGUGACCUAUAACUUCGACAAGCAAGUCUACAAUGGCCAUGAACUUUUCCCUUCAGCUGUUACAAACAAACCUAAGGUUGAAGUCCAUGGGGGUGACAUGAGAUCAUUCUUCACUUUGGUAAUGACUGAUCCUGAUGUUCCUGGACCUAGUGAUCCUUACCUAAGGGAGCACUUGCACUGGAUUGUUACUGAUAUCCCGGGGACAACAGACGCGACAUUCGGAAAGGAAAUUGUAGGUUACGAGAUGCCUCGGCCAAACAUAGGGAUCCAUCGAUUUGUGUAUUUGCUGUUCAAGCAGAACCGUCGAGGAAGUGUGGUUUCUGUGCCAUCUUACAGAGACCAAUUCAACACCAGAAUGUUUGCUCGUGAGAACGAUCUUGGCCUCCCCGUAGCAGCCGUUUUCUUCAACUGCCAGCGUGAGACCGCUGCUAGACGCCGUUGACUGACUUCCGCCGCCUCUGUAACUAGCUUUCUCCGUUCCCGGACAAUAUAUGUUAUUCCAUGCAUUUUAUAUAUAUUUUAAUUACGGGAAGCAGCUUUUUAUUUUCAUAUUUAUAUACGUGUGUAUUGUUAUGAAGUGUUUGUGAUUUGAAUAAACUUGGCUUUUAUUGUUAUAGUGUACUUCAUAUUGGUAUAACUGAUAUUUCUUAUUA
This is a messenger RNA of Thlaspi arvense, 893 nucleotides long. The record is from the annotation of a GenBank genome assembly. Lineage: Eukaryota; Viridiplantae; Streptophyta; Magnoliopsida; Brassicales; Brassicaceae.